Messenger RNA from Ectocarpus siliculosus, 1098 nucleotides. The record is from the annotation of a GenBank genome assembly. NCBI's taxonomy places the organism in Eukaryota, Phaeophyceae, Ectocarpales, Ectocarpaceae.
AUGUCGUCAGAAGCCACCGUAGCGGCAGCAGCAGCAGCAGCGAAACCGGACCGAAGAGUUCGAGUUGGAAGCGUACAAAGCAAGCGGACCAAUGAGGUGUGGCACGUGCGACACGGCGAGCGAUGUGACGAAGUAUGGGGAGAGGAGCAGCAGGCCUGGGAAAGGUCACCAAGGUGUAAUGAAGGCGGGUGGUUUGAUCCAUUCCUCACCAGAGACGGUCAUGUGCAGGCGUGCAGAGCCGGAGAGCAUCUCAAAGGCCUGCCGUUCAACCGGCAGCAGAAGCAACCGGGGAGCUUCGACAUUGUGUACACAUCACCACUGCUUCGAGCCGUGCAGACAGCUGUCUGCAUCUCGCAGAGCCUCGGGAACCUCCCGCUGCAGGUGGUGCCAGGUCUCUGCUCAUGUACCGCGGCGCUGUCAGAAAUUGGCUACUCAAGCGCCGAGGCCACUCUUAUGACCGACAAAGACAUCAUCGAAGCUUUUCCGGGGGUCACCAUCGUGCCGACGGAUCCGCUUGCACCCACUUCAUUUGAAGGCGCUGCGGAGUGGCUAGCCGCCAAGGCCUGCGAGAAGAAAGGAGCAGGCAGCGAUGGCGACGGUGAAUGCUUCUCGCGCGUCUUGGCUGUGGGGCACAGGGAAGGCACAAAGGAGAUGGCAAGGAAGAACGUACCCACUCCAUACUGCUGCAUCGGCAUAUUCAAGGUUAAGGCAGAGGAGGAAAACUGGUACCCGUACGAGCUGCACGACUUGCUAAUCAACACAGGAGAGUCGCUCAAAUCCAGCGGGGAAUCAGCCUACGCGAGACCGAAAGUGGCCACGUCGGAAGAGGAAAAUCGUCCGAGGAAUGACGACGAGGACGGUGAUGGCGAGGUAGAAGCCCUGGCCGCAAGGAUAGCUGCCCUGAGUGACAACAUGAAGGGCCCGAAGAUAUGUCCACCAGGAACAGGGGUACAAGAUGCCGCUCUCGGAGAAACACGCGAGGCUCCAGGUUCGGAAGGAGAACCUGGAGGCCAGGGUAGACACGGACACGAUGCUCAACAAGAAGGCGGCCAGGGGGAGGAGCUUCCCCUGGGCGUGUCAGCAGGGACGAAAACAUAA